AUGGCACCACCACGCGUCCUGUGGAUCUAUCCAUCCCUUUCCCUCCUGUCCUCCCUGCUCCUUUUUCACGCGUUGUCGCCGUGCCGAGCCUUACGGAAUUACCCGGAGAAUGAAGUGACAUUGCUGGACUCCAUGUCAGCCUUGGCCGACCUGGGCUGGGAGGCUUAUCCUAAUGAGGGGUGGGAGGAGAUCAGCGUGAUGGAUGAGAGGAACACCCCGAUGAGGACCUACCAGGUGUGUAACGUCAUGGAAGCCAACCAAAACAACUGGCUGAGGACGCGUCACAUCAGCCGGGAGGGAGCGCAGCGCGUCUACAUCGAGAUCAAGUUCACCCUGAGAGACUGUAACAGCCUGCCCGGCGUUCCCGGCACCUGCAAAGAGACGUUCAACAUGUACUACUAUGAAUCCAACAAUGCCAACCUGUGGUUUAUCAAGGAGAGCCAGUACGCCAAGAUUGAUACGAUUGCUGCAGAUGAAAGCUUUACACAGGUGGAUGUUGGCGAUCGUGUGAUGAAGCUGAACACGGAGGUUCGGGACAUCAGCAACCUGAGUAAAAAGGGGUUCUACCUGGCCUUCCAGGACCUGGGUGCCUGUAUCGCUCUGGUGUCAGUCAGAGUCUUCUACAAGAAGUGUCCGCUCACUGUGCUUAACUUGGCCCAGUUCCCCGACACAAUAACGGGCGGGGACACGGCGCUGGUCGAGGUCCACGGUCUGUGUGUGAAUGCCUCCGAGGAGUUUGAAGCUCCCAAGAUGUACUGCAGUGCAGACGGAGGCUGGCUGGUUCCCAUCGGGAGGUGUGUGUGCAAACCGGGCUUCGAGGAGAACAAGGACGUCUGCCAACCGUGCAGGCCUGGAACCUACAAAGCUUCGGCCACGGAUGCCUACUGCACCAAAUGUCCUCCUCACAGCUCGUCGCCGCAGGAGCAAGCCGUCGAGUGCAUUUGCGAGAAAGGUUUCCACCGUGCUGAGAGCGACCCACGCUCGAUGGCCUGCACACGUCCUCCAUCAGCUCCAGAGAACCCCAUCUCGACAGUGAACGAAACCUGCGUCACCUUGGAGUGGUCGCCGCCCAGAGACACGGGAGGCAGAGGCGACAUCACCUACAGCCUCCACUGCAGGAAGUGCUUCGGCGAUGGCAAGAAGUGCACACCAUGUGGGAGCAGCGUCCACUUUGUCCCCAGACAGAUCGGCCUCUCGUCGGCCACCGUGUUGGUCACCGACCUGCAGCCGGACUCCAACUACAGCUUCACCAUUGAGAGCCAGAAUGGAGUGUCUGACUUGAGUCCAACACCGAGAGGAACGGUCGUCAUAAAUGUGACAACAUCACAGACAGUGAGCGUUGUGUUGAAGGAAAGGCGGAGCAAGGACAGUGUGACUUUGGCCUGGCAGGGACCGGAGAGACCCAAUGGAGCGAUAGUGGAGUAUGAGGUCAUCUACUAUGAGAAGAACCAGCGGGAACAGAACUACACGGUUCUGAAGACUCGCUCCAACAUGAUGACAGUGGACGGGCUGAAGCCAGGGACCACCUACGUGUUCAGGGUCAGGGCUCGAACCGACGGCGGCUACGGGAGCUACGGCGGGGAGAUCGAACUGGAGACCAGCCACGAAGAUGUUCUGGCCAUUGGGGACCCUAACCAGUCCACCAUUCUGGCUGUGUCCAUCGCUGGGGGAAUCGUUCUCCUCAUCUUCCUGGUGACUUGCUUCGUUGUCAGCGGAAGGCAUUGUGGAUAUAUCAAAGCCAAACAGGACCCUGACGAAGAGAAGAUGCAGUUCCAACAUGGCCGAGUCAAGCUUCCAGGCAGCAGGACUUACAUCCAUCCUCACACGUACGAAGACCCCAACCAGGCCGUCAGAGACUUUGCCAAAGAGAUAGAUGCUUCCAAUAUUCGCAUAGAGAGAGUCAUUGGAGCUGGAGAGUUUGGGGAGGUGUGCAGUGGGCGACUGCGUGUGCAGGGGAAGCGGGAGAUCUAUGUGGCCAUCAAGAGUCUGAAGGCCGGAUACUCAGACAAACAGAGGAGGGACUUCUUGUCUGAGGCCUCCAUCAUGGGCCAGUUCGACCACCCGAACAUCAUCAGGCUGGAGGGCGUCGUCACGAGAUGUAAGCCAGUGAUGAUCAUAACGGAGUUCAUGGAAAACGGAUCUCUGGACACUUUCCUCAAGAAACACGACGGCCAGUUCACGGUGAUCCAGCUGGUCGGCAUGCUGCGCGGCAUCGCCUCGGGCAUGAAGUACCUGUCAGACAUGAGCUACGUUCACCGAGACCUGGCGGCUCGAAACAUCCUGGUCAACAGCAACCUGGUGUGUAAAGUGUCUGACUUUGGCCUGAGCCGAGUUCUGGAGGACGACCCAGAAGCUGCCUACACUACAAGGGGAGGAAAAAUCCCCAUCAGAUGGACGGCUCCAGAGGCCAUAGCCUACAGGAAGUUCACUUCAGCCAGUGAUGUGUGGAGUUACGGUAUCGUCAUGUGGGAGGUGAUUUCAUACGGAGAGAGACCCUACUGGGAGAUGUCCAACCAGGAUGUGAUCAAAGCAAUAGACGAGGGCUACCGUCUCCCUGCUCCCAUGGAUUGUCCUGUGGUGUUGCACCAGCUCAUGUUGGAUUGCUGGGAGAAAGGGCGCAGCGACAGGCCAAAGUUUGGACAGAUUGUCACAAUCCUGGACAAACUCAUCAGGAACCCGGCCAGUCUCAGAGAGCUGGCCAACAGCUCAGCAUGCAGGGAGGACCCGUCCACUCCAGAGUUCAGCGUGAGCACAGUGGAUGAGUGGUUGGAGGCCAUCAAGAUGGGCCAGUAUAAGGAGAACUUUUCCAGUGCUGGAUAUGUCAGCUUGGACUCUAUCCUUUACAUCAGUGUCAGUGAAUUAGCUAAGAUGGGGGUGUCCCUGGCCGGCCACCAGAAGAAGAUUUUGUCCAGUGUGCAGAGCCUGCAGACCCAGGGGACGCACGUCCAAGUAUAACAGUUUCCACAUAAACACACAGUGAAACAGAGUCAAACUGGAUGCUCCUGUGAAGAGUUUCCACGCUGACAUGGAGCUGUAAUGGAUACUCUGUGCUUGGGCCUCCAUUGAUUAUGAGACACACUGAGAUGGAGACAACAUGGACGCUUGACUCCUUCACCUUCUCGCAGUUUCCCCCCCCAUUCUUCUUCCCAUGCUCGAUGGGCACUACUGGCUUUAGCACUCAGAGUCCCAGCAACACGAUCACCAUUAUGGAGCAACAGAAAGACACAUUUCCAACAACAAGGCCACACUUAGAGCAUCCCAGACCGUUUCACAUCAUAUCAGUUCAACAAAACGAGAAAAAAAAAAGACUUUUAACAAAAGAAAUGACAAAAAAAAAACAAAUUAGAAUAUAAUUAUCAUCACUGUCUGUGAGGUGUACAGUUGGUUUUUACUGUCAUUUUGUUUGUUUUGACUUUUCACCUUGAAGAGUUUAAAAAGGGUCAGAAGAUAUGUAUGUGUAGAUAUGUGUAGAUAUAUGUUUAUACGGGCUGUGUGUCCCACAACCGUAGAGAUGGACCUAACGUUUGUAUUGGUGGCGAGGUUUAUAUUGCUCAAACCUAACAGGAGUUAUUACCCAGUACAUAAAUGGCCCCUUCCAUUGCUCUCUGUGUACAGAAAGUCAAUGACUGAGCCGAGAUUCUGAAUGACAUGAAUGUGUGGGGAGAGGGGAUCAGAAAAACUGGACCUUUAAAGAUAGAGAGGGAUGUAGAUUUUGCUAGCUUAUUUAGGAUGGAAGUAUGAUUUGUUUAAAUAGUGUAUUUGAUCUGGACAAGGGCUUCCUUAGCGACUGCUCUCAGAAAUACUUCCAUAGCAACUAGACCCAGUGCACCAGUCUGCUUGCACUUAAAUUGUAACUGACUGCAAAGAAACUGCUUCAGGUGCAGUUAACACAGAGUAAAUUUUACUCUGCCACUUCUUUUUUUUCCCCCAGACAACAUUGUCUGUUACAGAUGAUACAGUAUGAUGUUGUCAAGAUUAUCUCAGCCCAAAAGUUUGCCUUCCCAUGUUUCAGGUGUGUGAAGAAAGUUAUAGUGUUUUGUGUAGAGCAAAAGUGACACAAAGGUCAUGAUAGAGUUGACACUGUUAAAAACGUGUUUUUCCAGUGUUGUGCCAUGUACAGUAACCUUGAGAGAUGUUCAUCUAGCCAACAUACCACCAUUCCGACUGUAUGCUUUUCUUUCAUCAGUUCCCAUGGCUGGAUGGUUACACAAGGCCAGUCACAAUAAUUACAGUGUUUUGUGUUUUCCAAAUAGUCUGCUCGAUGAAAAGGAGCAUUGGAAUGGAGCCUUUUUCAGCAAGAUGAAAUAUACGCAGUGUUGAUUUUCAGCUGUGCCACCGCAAGAGGGGAAACUUGACUUGAUUUGUCUGCCUGGUACUGUCUCACUUUCUUGUUAUCAGUCAUGCCAACCUAUUUCGAGCAUCACGUGUUUCAAACCAGUAAAUUUACAAAACAAUGUUUACAGCAAGAAGCAAAUAAAUGUGUUUGUUGGUUUUUUUCCUUAACAGAAGGAAACUGCUGCUUAUCACAUUCAAUGCACAGUUCGAUAUGAAGGGACCCUCAUUGUGUACACUGUAUUAAUGGCACUGAACCUGCUUUUAGUGUAUUCCCAAACCCAGUUUUAAUAUAUGUGGUACUCUAUAGGACCAACAGUGGCAUAAAGUACAGUAUAUAUGAUUGUAUCAUAGUGUAAAAUAUGUACAGCGUUGAUUUCCAAUGUUAGAAUGUUUGUAAUGAUAACAAUGAUGAUGACUAUGAUGUACUUUUAUUGUGAAAAAGAGAUUUCUGAAGUACUAGUUCAGGGUCGGGUCAUACAGGAGAAAAGUGAAGGGAGGUGAUUCGUUGGUCUGAACAAAGGAAUGUAGCAUGGUGCAAAGUUUCAGCUUUGAUGGACAGGUGACAGUGACUGCAGUUUCUACUAUAGCGUUAGAAUGAGUAGAAUGGACUUUCGUUAUCGAUACACUGGCUUCAUGUGCAUAUCCACCUUAAACAGUAAUGACAAGCACUUUUUAACCCUGUCUCUGCUUACAACACAGUUUUUAAAAAGUUUGGGAGAGGGAGGGAGGGAGGGAGGAGGAAUAAAAUAAGGGAACUCAAACUUCUGAUAUCACAAACUGAACACUGGCUAAAGCUUAGCUUAACAAAGGAGACCUAGGCUCAGCAGAUCGGCAUUUCUCCGCAUGCUGAAGUGGUGUGCAUGGAGUGACAGUAAGAGCAUUUAAAGAGUUUAAAGGGCGGUGUUAUUUUGUUCACCUUCCCGAAACCAAAACACAAGCGCAAAAGUGUAAGGAAUGGAUUACACAGCAUCUUUAACUGCUAUUUUAAGCUGCAACUGUUAGCAUGUCUGCUAGCUUUGCAAGUAAGUGUUACUUCCAAGGUCGAGCAUAUCAUCUACUAACUAGCUUAGAGUAGGUACUUUGGCUACAGUUCGUGUCAAAACCAGCACAUGAAAACAAAUAAAUAUGAAACAAGUCGCAAGUCUUGAAACAUCCGAAAGGCAGUCUAAAGACAACUUUUUUAGCUAAUUAAUUAGGCUAAUGUUAGCUUAAACAAUUAGCAACUACAGCUGACAAAAUCUGCCUGUUAUAUCUGUAACUUAAGCCAGUAUUUUGCUAGCUUGAAAUAAGAAGUCUACCUCUGUGAGACAUCUGGGACCCAUUGUUAUGAAAAUACAUUUUUUAGAGAUAAAUCUGCCACCAUUCUUGCCAAUGGCACAGCAUGUGCCAUGUGAGAAUAGAAAUCUUGACAGGCAUAGCAACAGUUACCAAUGGGCGGGGCUUAAUCUACCAAUUGGGGCGGAGCCAAAGAUGCUAGAACAAUUAAAACUUUAACCACAAUAAUGCCUUUUACUUGUGUUUUUUUGUCCUUUUGUUUUAGAAUCGGUAAAAUAACAGUUAAUAUGUUUCAAUGCAGAACAUUUACAAUAACAUAAUCUGUAGAUUAAUUGCUCUUGCAAGCCAGGUUUGCUGUUUUGCCACAUAAGCCACAGAUAAGAACACAAAUUAGGAGAGUCUGAAACUGUUCAUUCUACUCUUGCUAACUCUAUGAUUUCACUCUAGCGGACUACCCAUGACCGCUGGCCUUUUUGAUGCCUUAUUUACCGAGCUAUUGUUCUUUUCUGUUGCCCUAUAGAGGCGAUAUUAAGAGUAAAGUGUAUAUACAGGUAGUAUUUAUCUGUGUUCUUAAGGUGACCUCACAUCAACACCCUGAUUCUGUCACAUCCCAGACGCCCCCCUCCAACAGUACCGCCACUUUGAUUCCUUUAAGCAAAAGAAAGGGAUUUUGUUUUAAAAAUAUAACUUUAAAUCGUACAUCCAAUGACCUGUAGAAGUUGAUGGAGAACAUGACAGUAUCGUUGGUAUUUAUUUGCAAAUUAGGGAUGUGAUUGGCUCACAGUUGGAUCAUUUUGGUUGCAUAAUUCGACGUGCAAAACUCUUCUUAAAUUUUAAGGUUACAACAGCAUUGCAUACUGCCUGAAUAAUAACGGUGAAUUGUGACAAUGUCCUCCCUUUUGCUAUUCAUCACUUCCACUCUAGAAAGUUAUGUCAUACAUCCACUUUAGGUUUCAAUUUUAAAAUCCCAGGUUUCUGUCACUUUUUCACCCUGUCAAGGUUAGCUAUGUGGGCUGGUUUGCUUGAUCUCAAAUGCAGUGUUUGUUUCCAUUUCCCACCAGGUCCGUAUUGUAAAUGUUCACAGGAGAUUCUCAUUUGAGACUUUCAGCUCUGUCUCUCUUUGUCCUCCUCUCUCUCUCUCUCUUUCUUUAGCCACCGUACAAUGCUUAUUUGUCCCCAUGCCAGUUUCCUCUGCGUUGCUUGUUGUAAAGGGUGUAGGCAAUUCUAAUGUCUUUCAUGUUGCUGUAAUAAAUAUGCUAAUAUUUCUAAUUUCUCA
Molecule: messenger RNA, 6886 nt
Organism: Stegastes partitus (bicolor damselfish)
Lineage: Eukaryota; Metazoa; Chordata; Actinopteri; Pomacentridae
Product: ephrin type-A receptor 3-like
Exons: 19
Coding region: 1-2955 (984 amino acids)
Biological process (GO): axon guidance; protein phosphorylation; ephrin receptor signaling pathway
Cellular component (GO): plasma membrane; dendrite
Molecular function (GO): protein binding; transmembrane-ephrin receptor activity; ATP binding
Source: RefSeq, a predicted model, not a curated record